This is a messenger RNA of Bipolaris zeicola 26-R-13, 630 nucleotides long. RefSeq lists its product as uncharacterized. The coding region runs from base 1 to 630 and encodes 209 amino acids. The transcript is spliced from 2 exons. NCBI's taxonomy places the organism in Eukaryota, Fungi, Ascomycota, Dothideomycetes, Pleosporales, Pleosporaceae. The record is from RefSeq and is a predicted model, not a curated record.
AUGAGUUACUUCCGCCCCAUGUCAAUGCUGCGCUCAGCGGCACUGCGUCCUGCAACGCUCUCGGCGGCUCCUCGAGCUCGCGUACAGGUCCGCUUUGCAACUCAAGACUACGGCUCUGGCCAAGGAAACCCAGUUGGAGAAGCACCUCAGAAGCAGGGCGAGAAUCCCAGCGAGAACCUUGAGCAUCCUGGUCCCGAGCCUCCAAGUGUUGCCAAAGGCAAGUCUUCGUCGUCGCCAAACAAGGACAGCAACGCGGGCCAAAACGACUCUCCCCAGCCUACCUCACAGUCUCCAGCUCCAUCCUCGAACAAGGGAUCUUCAGGCCAGCGCCAGUUCUCGACAUGGUCACGCCGGAUGCAGGACAGCAAGGAGCCAGCCGUUAAGCAGGGUCAGCAAAACGAGCCCGACGCCAGCGAAGUCAAAGGUGCGAAACCCAAGAUACUAAACGAAAACCCUCCUGCGGCUGGAAAUGAGAGCGAGGAGGUCAGGAAGCACAACGAGGACAUGGGUAACCGGGCGGAGCAGGCGCAUGAGCGGGUCAGCAACGAGGAGGCUGAAAAGGACAAGGUGCCUGUUAGCUUCUGGAAAGGUGAAGGUGGACGCGGCGAUUCUGAGGGCGUCCGGGGGUAA